ACCAUGUUCCCCUGCGACGGCGACGGAACCGAAGCUCGCCCCGAGCGACGGUGCAGCGGCGGCUUGACCGGUUGCGCGCUUCUCGCUUCCGAAGCGGCCGCCCACGUCGCACGGCUGUGCCGGUCCAAUCCGCGGCUGCUGUCCAUGCUGGUCCAGGAGAAAUGCGGCGAAGACGCCAACAGUAGCCGGUUCGCGCACGACUUCAAGACGCUGGCCGACGUGCUAGUGCAGCGCAUCGUGGCCAAACGCAUCAGCCGACAGUUCCCAAAACUUGAUGAAAACGUGUAUGGGGAAGAAAACGAUACAAUACAGAAUAAUAAAGGUCAAGACGUGACCAUACUAGUCGGAGAGACAAUAGAAGAAACAUUUCAGUGUUUGUCCAAAGCUCUAGGCGAUGAUUUAGACUCAGCAAAGAGCUUAGCUGAAGCUGCUCACAUAGAGUUCGGAUUGAAUGAUCUCAAUGUUGACUGUUAUCCACCCGAAGAGGAAAAUUUAGAUAUGAAGAAAAUCGGAAUAUGGAUCGAUCCUAUUGAUUCAACAAACGAAUAUAUAAACGGAAAUGUCGAUAAUAUAAAUGAAUACGGAUUUCACUCGAGCGGACUACAUUGCGUUACAAUUAAUAUUGGUUUAUUCGAUAAGCACAGCGGAAAACCUAUCGCCGGCGUAAUCAAUCAACCGUUUUUCAAAUUUGACACAAUCAAAGGGUGGAGUGGAAGAUGUUACUGGGCAUAUUGCGACGGACAGAAAAGUUUAAACUCAUUGCCAGAAUUCAUUAGCUGCAAUCAGGAAUUGGUGGUGACUAGCAGCAGCGAGACAGACGAAGCCAAGGAGGCGUUGCAGCGGUCCGGUUACAUCGUGGCCACGGCGUCCGGGGCCGGUUACAAGAUGCUGUGCGUGGCGAUAGGUGUCGUCAAGUGCUACGCGCUGACCAAAGACUCGACGUACGCGUGGGACACGUGCGCCGCGCACGCGAUGUUGGCGUCCCAGGGUGGCACGGCGUGUCACUGUCGCACGUCCGCCGGGCCUCUCACGUACCGGCCCAAGACCACCGGCGGCGGACGGGCUCACUGCAACGCGGACGGUGUUAUCGCUUCGCGCGACCUGCAAACCGUCGACCGAGUACACGCGAUCUUGUCACCGCUGCAUGCGCACUGCGACAGCUGAUUCAGUUGUACUAAGAAUAUACAGACGAUUUUUUUUUUUUUUUUUUUUUUUAGUUUUUAAUAUUUUGUCUACGUGCGAAGUACCUGCGUGAUAUUGAUCACAUCGAUAAUCAGAGUAUAGCACUUUUCAGAUUUAUGACGGAAACGGGUCACUGCGGUUGAUAUUUCGAACAGGCUUUUAGAUAAUCCUCGAAAAACGUUAGCAUUAAAUUUCAUUUUUAUGUAAUUAUUUGUUGACGUAUGAAUAGAAUUCCAUUUCUUAAUCUAAGAGAAGCUUUUUGGAGCACUAUGAUUAAAAUGUGUUCACUGCUCAGCAUUGAAAAUAUGCGCCGUAAUUUAUUGGUAUCGCGUGACACGUCUUCUUCGUAAUAUCGAAUGAACAUCAUACAAUACCCAUUAUACAGUAUUUUAUAGUAAGUACGAUUAUAUAAUAGUAUGUAUAUAGGUACUAUAUAGACAUAUAGACAUAAAUAGUCGUAUUAUUAUUAUCUAUUAUUAUUGUUGUUAUUAUUAUUAUUGCAUAUAUUUUCUAAGUAUUAUAUGCAUACCUAGUUUUAAAUAUUAAAAAAAAAUCGUUUUUGAUGAUUAAUUAUAUACAAUACAGGGUAAUCAAACUAUUUUGAAAAAAAUAUAGUCAAUUCCCAUCACUCGACAUUGUUAAGGUUUUUACAUCAAAAUUGUAUACUUACUAUUUUAUUUUAUGUUUAAUUAUUUUUCAUAGAAACAUAUAAUAUUAUAUCUGUGAUGGAUAUGUAUUUCUUGAUGGUUAUAAUAAUUAAUGUUACAAACAUGACGUAUAGAUUAGUAAAACAUAAUGUAUUUAUUAAUGCAUAUAUACGCUAGAAAAAAAUAAUAACUGCUAAAAUAUUAAUUAUAUUUUUAUAUCUAUAUUACAAGAGACUAAUAUUUAUACAGCUAAUGAUUUUACAGUUGUUAUUUAUUUAAUUUAUUUAGUUUUAAUUUAUUUGUUGUUGUUUGUUAUAUGAUUUACUUUGGAUAGUAAAAAAAAUAAUAUAAUAUUAUAAUAUUCGUUAAACAUUAUCGUGCACAUUGCACUAUAAUAAUUAUAUUAUACAAUUUUUUCUUUUAGUUAACAAAUUAUAAACAUUAUAUAGAUACAAUUUUUGUUUUGUUAUAUAUAGAUAUAUAUAUGAUGAAAUCAAUAUGUUAAAGUUCCAUUAUCAUUAAUCAUUAUUUUAUAAAAGUUAAAAAUAAUUAAUAGUUGUAAUAUUAUUAUAAAUAUAUAAAUACUAAGUAGUUA
Messenger RNA from Rhopalosiphum padi (bird cherry-oat aphid), 2424 nucleotides. It is a transcript of the gene Ipp, whose product is annotated as inositol polyphosphate 1-phosphatase. Lineage: Eukaryota; Metazoa; Arthropoda; Insecta; Hemiptera; Aphididae. The transcript has 5 exons. The coding region runs from base 4 to 1164 and encodes 386 amino acids. The record is from RefSeq and is a predicted model, not a curated record. Gene Ontology annotation, molecular function: inositol-1,4-bisphosphate 1-phosphatase activity.